AUGGUGGUGACAAUGAAGGCUAUUCUACAAUUGAUGUUAAUUCUGGAGCUCAUUAUAGGAAUUUUAGGAAAUGUAUUCAUAGCUCUGGUCAAUAUUAUAGACUGGGUUAAAAGAGGAAAGAUCUCUACAGUGGAUAAGAUCUACAUGGCUUUGGCCAUCUCCAGGACUGCUUUCGUAUUGUCUUUCAUCAUAGGGUUUUUAUUAUCAUUAUUGAACCCAGCUUCAUUGGGAAUGAGAAUGAUAAAACUCAUUACUAUUUCCUGGACAGUGACCAAUCAUUUCAGUGUCUGGUUUGCAACAUGCCUCAGCAUCUUUUAUUUUCUUAAGAUAGCCAAUUUCUCAAACUCCAUUUUUCUUACUCUCAAAUGGAAAGUUAAAAAAGUGGUUUCAGUGACAUUGGUAGUGUCUCUGAUAAUCUUGUUCAUAAACAUUAUAGCCAUAGACAUAUUCCCUGAGAGAUUUCAAGUAAACAUACUUCAGAACUGUAGUACAAAUAACAUUUUAAAAACUUAUAGGCUCUUUUUAUUCAUUAGCACUAUGUAUACACUUAUCCCAUUUACUGUGUCCCUGACAAUGUUUCUUCUGCUCAUCUUCUCCUUGUGGAGACAUGUGAAAAACAUGCAUCACAACGCCACAGGCUCUAGAGAUGUCAGCACAGAGGCCCAUAUAAAAGGCUUGCAAACUGUGGUCAUCUUCUUAUUACUAUAUACUGUGUUUUUUAUGUCACUUCUUUCACAGUCUUUGAAUAUUAACAUUCAAUCCUCAAAUCUUCUUUCUCAUGUUUUACGGAGUAUAGGAAUAGCUUUUCCCUCGGUCCACUCCUGUGUCCUGAUUCUUGGAAACAGUAAGCUGAGGCAUGCCUCUCUUUCUGUGAUAUUGUGGCUAAGGUGUAAGUACAAACACAGAGAAUUGGGGUUUCUAAAACAUAUUAGAGAUCCUUUUCCAUAUUCUAGAAAAAAUCAGUUAAUAAGAACUGGAGUUUAG
Molecule: messenger RNA, 984 nt
Organism: Apodemus sylvaticus (European woodmouse)
Lineage: Eukaryota; Metazoa; Chordata; Mammalia; Rodentia; Muridae
Product: taste receptor type 2 member 103-like
Exons: 1
Coding region: 1-984 (327 amino acids)
Biological process (GO): sensory perception of taste; detection of chemical stimulus involved in sensory perception of bitter taste; G protein-coupled receptor signaling pathway
Cellular component (GO): membrane
Molecular function (GO): bitter taste receptor activity; G protein-coupled receptor activity
Source: RefSeq, a predicted model, not a curated record